Aureobasidium subglaciale EXF-2481 is the source of this 3768-nucleotide messenger RNA. RefSeq lists its product as uncharacterized. Bases 1 to 3768 code for a protein of 1255 amino acids. NCBI's taxonomy places the organism in Eukaryota, Fungi, Ascomycota, Dothideomycetes, Dothideales, Saccotheciaceae. The record is from RefSeq and is a predicted model, not a curated record. Gene Ontology annotation, molecular function: histone binding; DNA binding; ATP binding. Gene Ontology annotation, biological process: positive regulation of transcription by RNA polymerase II. Gene Ontology annotation, cellular component: nucleus. The transcript has 2 exons.
AUGAACGGUGCUGCUCAACAAUCCACGCCACAGCCUCCAUCGUCGGCCGCAUCAAAGGAGGCGCUCCUGUCCACCGACCAGCAGGCCACCUUGCGCCAACAACUGUCUGCCUUCAACUACCUGCAGAAGAACAUGCCCAUCCCUCAGAACAUCCAGGAGUCUCUGUUCCAAUCGCAAAAGUCGACCACGGCAGACCCGUCGAAACCCGCUACCCCUGCUGCCCAGCCUUCAAGCAGAACCCACCGCUUCCAAUCCUUCAAGGACCCUCACGCCCUCGUUCCCACUUCCAUCUCGUACCUCGAUCACACCCGUCGCGACCAGCGCCACAUCAUCCCCAGCAUCAUGCCUUUGGGCAUUGACGUCGACAGAGCACGCGAAGAGAGGGAAGCUAUUCUGUACAACCGCAUCAUGGCACGCAAGAGUGAAUUGGACAAGCUUCCUGCCAACAUUGGCUCAUGGGACACAACGUCAUCCACAACCCCUGUCGAUAACGGCAAGCUGAAGCUCAAGGCUCUCAUCGAGCACAAGAUGCUCUCAUUACUGCCUAGACAGCGUCAAAUGAGAGCGCACGUCAGUCGCGAGAUGAUGCAGUCGGAUAACCUGGCCAUGACUGCAAACCGCGCUCUGUACCGCCGUGUCAAGAAGCAGUCCUUGCGCGAAGCCCGCAUCACUGAGAAGCUCGAGAAGCAACAGCAAGACGCACACGAGUCCAAGGAGAAGAAGAAGCACAACGAUUUCCUCCGUUCCGUGCUCUCUCAUGGCCACGAACUCAAGACCUCCGCUGCCAACCAGCGCACAAGAAUCCAGAAGCUGGGUCGUCUUAUGCAAACUACUCACUCCAAUAUCGAGAAGGAGGAGCAAAAGCGUAUCGAAAGAACAGCCAAGCAACGUCUGCAAGCUCUCAAGGCCAACGACGAAGAGACCUACCUCAAGCUGCUCGGACAGGCUAAGGACAGCCGUAUAUCUCAUUUGCUCAAGCAGACCGAUGGUUUCCUCGACCAGCUCGCCGCUUCCGUCAAGGAACAGCAACGUGGUGCCGCUCGCAGAUAUGGAAUCGUCGAAGAGGAAGAAGAGGAGGAGGUUGUCGUUGACGACGAAGAUGGCGAAGGUUCAUCGAAGAAGGUCGACUACUACGAAGUCGCCCACAAGAUCAAGGAGGAAGUCACAAAACAAGCCGACAUGCUCGUCGGUGGUACCCUCAAGGAGUACCAAGUCAAGGGUCUCCAGUGGAUGAUCUCAUUGUACAACAACAACCUCAACGGUAUCCUUGCCGACGAGAUGGGUCUCGGAAAGACUAUCCAGACCAUCAGUUUGAUCACCUACCUUAUCGAGAAGAAACGCCAACCAGGUCCUUACUUGGUCAUCGUACCCUUGAGUACAUUGACCAACUGGAACAACGAGUUUGACAAAUGGGCUCCCUCCAUUACAAAGAUCGUUUACAAGGGACCCCCCACCCAAAGAAAGACUCAUCAGAACCAGAUCAGAUAUGGCAAUUUCCAAGUUUUGCUUACUACCUAUGAGUUCAUCAUCAAGGACAGACCUGUACUCAGCAAGAUCAAGUGGCUUCACAUGAUUGUAGAUGAAGGUCACCGUAUGAAGAACGCCAACUCGAAGCUGAGCAGUACCAUCACUCAGUACUACACGACGCGUUACCGUCUGAUUCUGACCGGUACACCUCUUCAGAACAGUCUGCCAGAACUUUGGGCUUUGCUCAACUUCGUUCUCCCUACCAUCUUCAAAUCUGUCAAGUCGUUCGAUGAAUGGUUCAACACUCCCUUUGCCAACACAGGUGGACAAGACAAAAUGGAGUUGUCGGAAGAGGAGCAGUUGCUCGUCAUCCGUCGUCUCCAUAAGGUUCUUCGACCUUUCCUGCUGCGUCGUCUGAAGAAGGACGUCGAGAAAGACUUGCCUGAUAAGCAGGAGCGUGUCAUCAAGUGCAAUUUCUCUGCCCUUCAAGCCAAGUUGUACAAGCAGCUUGUCAGCCACAACAGACUCAUGGUCAGUGACGGCAAGGGUGGCAAGACCGGUCUGCGUGGUCUGAGCAACAUGCUCAUGCAACUGAGAAAACUCUGCAACCAUCCGUUCGUCUUUGAAGAAGUUGAGGAUCAGAUCAACCCCGGCAGAGGAACCAACGAUACCUUGUGGCGUACAGCCGGAAAGUUUGAGCUUCUGGACAGAAUUUUGCCAAAGUUCGAGAGAUCUGGUCACCGUGUUUUGAUGUUCUUCCAAAUGACCCAAAUCAUGAACAUCAUGGAGGAUUUCUUGCGACUUCGCGGUCUCAAGUACUUGCGCUUGGACGGUUCGACAAAGGCUGAUGACCGUAGUGAGCUCCUCAGAAUCUUCAACGCACCCAACUCGCCCUACUUUUGUUUCUUGCUGUCGACCCGCGCUGGUGGUCUCGGUUUGAAUUUGCAGACUGCUGAUACUGUCAUUAUCUACGACUCGGAUUGGAAUCCUCAUCAGGAUCUUCAGGCACAGGAUCGUGCUCAUCGUAUCGGUCAGAAGAAUGAGGUGCGCAUCCUGCGUCUCAUCAGUUCCAACUCUGUGGAGGAAAAGAUUCUCGAACGUGCCAACUACAAGCUUAGUAUGGAUGGCAAAGUCAUUCAGGCUGGUAAAUUCGAUAACAGAUCGACCAACGAGGAGCGUGAUGAGAUGCUUCGCGUCAUGCUGGAGUCUGCCGAUGCAGCCGAAGCCUUUGAGCAAGAGGAAAUGGAUGACGACGAUUUGAAUGUGAUCAUGAUGCGUUCUGACGACGAGUUGACGCUCUUCCAGCAGAUGGAUCGUGAUCGUAAGAGAGAUCAGGAGUAUGGGCCCGGAAGACAAUACCCUCGUCUCAUGUGCGAGCAAGAGCUUCCGGAUAUUUAUGUGAACGAGGACAACCCGAUCGAGGAGAUUGUCGAGGUCGCCAUGGGACGUGGCAAUCGUGAGCGUGCCAAGGUCAAGUACGAUGAUGGUCUCACUGAAGAGCAAUGGCUUGAAGCUGUCGACAAUAGCGAGGACGACAUCGAAUCGGCUGUUGCCCGUAAGCAAGCGCGUAUCAGUAGGCGUGCUGGCAACAAGGAGAAGAGGGACCAAGAGGGCGAGGAUACGCCUCCACCAGAGUCGCGUGCUAGCUCAGAGUCUCCUCAGCCCAAGAAGCGUGGUCGCAAGCCCAAGGCCGAGACCGUCCAAAAACGUAAGGCAGAGGAAGAAGUUGAAGCACCGCAGCCGAGAAAGCGUGGCCGUCAAGCCAAGGUGCCCGAUCUCUUGCCGCCGUCAGAACGCGAGCACUUGCAAUCAGUUCUCGACACAGUACACGACACACUCAUGGACUUGGAAGAGGUGUCUUCAGAUCCCGACCUGGCAAACAGGGGAAUCAUUGAUCCUUUCAUCGAGCUGCCCCCUCAGAAGCAUUACCCCGAUUAUUACCAACUCAUCCGCACACCCAUCUGUAUGGAACAGAUCCAGAAAAAGAUCAACAAGAAGCAAUACCAAAACUUGCGCCAGUUCAGACAGGAUAUUAAACAAUUGUGCGACAACUGCAGGAGCUACAACGAGGAUGGCAGCGUCUUGUACCAAGACGCGAAUCUGAUCGAGGAAACUGCUGUCAAGAAGCUCGCCGAAGAGACUGCCAAGUACCCCGAGUUUGCCGACUGGGAGACCGAGACAGGCAACACACGUCCUGUGUCCACGGCUGGUACACCUCAGCCACGUGUCAAGCUAAGCCUCGGUGGUCGCAAGAGCCGUGGAGGCACAGAGUCCAUGGUCCAGAGCGAUGACGACGAGUAG